AUGUCGGUCCCCGAAUCCACAUACUUGAGCGCCGUAUGGCGAGACAACAUCUUCAAGGACAAGGUCAUCUUCGUCACCGGCGGCGCAGGCUCCAUCUGCAGCAUGCAGACCAGAGCAAUGGUCCGACUCGGAGCCAACGCCUGUAUCCUCGGCCGAAACGCCGGCAAGACGGAGGCCGCGGCCAAGGACAUUGCAACAGCUCGGCCGGGCGCAAAGGUCAUUGGCAUUGGAGAAUGCGACGUCCGCAAGAUUGAGAGUCUUGAGGCUGCGGCCGCGCGAUGCGUCAAGGAGCUUGGAGGCAUUGACUUUGUAAUUGCUGGUGCGGCGGGCAACUUUGUCGCCUCCAUCGACAAAAUCAGCUCCAACGCCUUCAAGACCGUCAUGGACAUUGACGUGAUCGGCACCUACAACACCAUCAAGGCCACGAUCCCGCAUCUCCUCAAGAGCUCGACCCCCCGCAUCAUCGCCGUCUCCGCCACCUUCCACUACACCGGCAUGCCCUUCCAGUCGCACGUCUCCGCCGCCAAAGCCGCCGUGGACUCACUCAUCGCCAACGUCGCGCUCGAGUACGGCCCCCGUGGCGUGGUCGCCAACGUCAUCGCUCCCGGCCCCAUCGCCGGCACCGAGGGCAUGGCCCGCCUGGCGAGCAGCAGGCCCGAGGAGAUUGCAAAGUUUGCAAAGACGAUCCCCUCUGGACGAUACGGCACAGUCAGGGACAUUGCGGAUGCGACCGUGUUCCUCUUCAGCGACGCCUCCGGCUACAUCAACGGCCAGAUCAUCCCCGUGGACGGUGCUUCGUGGAGGAGGCAGGGGGCCUAUACGGUUGGUGUGGAUGCAGGCGUUGAAUACCCCGACUUUCUCAACACGGAACAGAUCUCCGAGGGCCUCAAGGGAGGAAAAAGGGACAAGUCUAAGCUUUGA
Messenger RNA from Trichoderma aggressivum f. europaeum, 921 nucleotides. RefSeq lists its product as uncharacterized. Gene Ontology annotation, cellular component: peroxisome. The transcript has 4 exons. Gene Ontology annotation, molecular function: 2,4-dienoyl-CoA reductase (NADPH) activity. The record is from RefSeq and is a predicted model, not a curated record. Gene Ontology annotation, biological process: fatty acid catabolic process. Bases 1 to 921 code for a protein of 306 amino acids. NCBI's taxonomy places the organism in Eukaryota, Fungi, Ascomycota, Sordariomycetes, Hypocreales, Hypocreaceae.